Aphanomyces invadans is the source of this 2005-nucleotide messenger RNA. RefSeq lists its product as hypothetical. The record is from RefSeq and is a predicted model, not a curated record. Gene Ontology annotation, molecular function: protein binding. Lineage: Eukaryota; Oomycota; Saprolegniomycetes; Saprolegniales; Verrucalvaceae. The transcript is spliced from 8 exons. Bases 41 to 1672 code for a protein of 543 amino acids.
CGCCGGGGUCGAAAAAUCUUUGAAGCGUCGUUGUGUCUGGAUGGGGAAAUCCACCGAUGGCGGAGUAGUUCCUUUGAAGCAAAAGCAACUCCAGAAACAAUUCACAGAUACGUACCAAGAAAUUCAAGCUCUCAAAGAAGUGCUCAAGGGCUACCUUCACAAGACGCCGAGCUCAGCAGCGCCAACGCUUGAUUCCUUAUCGAUCCGUGCUGCAGGAGGAACGACCAACCAAGAUGAAUGUUCAAUUGACAAUGCGCCACAGCCGGUCAUUUCUUCGAUGUUCAGACCCUCCAAGGAAUCCGAGCGGAUUCUCGCCAACAGCGAGCAAGGCAACAUGCCGUUUCUUGAGCGCGUGAAGCUGCAUGUGGAUAAACACGAACAAUCGACCAAGUUGUUGAAGCGGCAAGUGCAGGCAGUCGAGGACGUCGAAACAACAUUUUCCCCCAAUAUCAACCUCAAGUCCAAGCGCAUGGAGCGACGAAUCGACCACUUGUGGUCGUGGCAGCGCGAAAAACAAAACAAAUUGGAAGCACGCAGGAUUGCCGCCGAGGAGAAAGAGCUGAGUCAAGUUCAACCUGUUCCAAUCUGCAGCGCCAAAUCUAGCCAAAUGCUGCUGCGGUGGUCGACCAACAACAGGAGCAACAACGUUCGGCCAGACAGAGUCGAAGACAGGCUGCAUCGAUAUGGAGAGACGAUCUGUGCCAAACGACGUGCGAGGCGACGGGAGUCUCAUUGCCCUUUCCAACCCACUCUUUCGUCUCAUUCGGCUCAGCUCCACCGCAACGGAGAUGUACACACUCGUCUGUUUAACCUCGCUGCCAAGAAACCUCCACCAGACCCACCCGUCGUCGUCACAACAAAACACCCUUCCAUCGCACCACUGGACCCACACACAUCACAGCUAUGCAGCCGACUGCACAACGAAGCAAAUGCACACCAAGAAAAGCUGGAACAGAUCCGUGCAGCUGAAGCAAGACACUUGACUCAGCUGCAGAAUGCCCCGAAGAUCAGCGCCACGAGCUCAAGGUUGGCCCGCAACGUGAGUGUUCGAAAGCCGUCGCCCUCACCAGCGUCCCAGAACCAGCAAACACAAAAGAAACGCGUGAUACCCGCCAAGGAAGCGGAGAAAGUAUACCUCAAGCAAGUCCAGUGGAAACAGCAAAAAGAGGCAAGAGCGUCGCAGGAGCGGGAAGUACAACUCCAGCUCGAGAUUGCAGAAUGCACGUUCGCCAACCCGUAUCGGCCUGAAGAGGACUCGCCCGUCAAGGGCAACGACAUGUACUUUCGCAAGGCUAUGGAGUGGGAGCGGCGGCGUCAGCAACUUGUGAGCGAAAAACAGCAGCGUCUGCUCGUAGAAAAGCUCAAGGACUGUACGUUCCACCCGCACACAAACCCUGCUCCAAAUGAAGAGCUGGCGAAAAAGCAACCCACGCUGGACUCGAUCUUGUCCAAGUUUCGUGCUGAGCAACGUGACAACUGCCUGCGAACCCCUCCCAAACACCAAGAAUGGAACCCGAACCGAGCACUUCGAGCCAGUCGAAAUUGUUUGCGCAUCUCGGCAGGAGAAGAUGCCAGGAUUUUGCCAUAUCCGUGGGAGGAGUAUGUCACGGAAGACGGGUAUUUGUACUACGUGAAUACGUUGACGCGGGAGUCGCAGUGGGAAUUUCCAUAACCAAGAUCGACGCAUUCAUGAGGCAGGGUGAAUUUACUUCAUUGCGUUCACACAAAUAAAAGGAAAGGCGAGGGGCGAUUAUACCUUGCACGGCGCGACCGUAUUGAGGCCAAGCCCACGGAUCGUCUGGAUGAACGCUGUUUCGAACGGCAUGAGCUGCACCUCGGUUUGCUUGAGCGACAGCACUUGCUGCAUCACGUCAAUGUACUUAAGCGCCAGCAGAUACCGGAGGGGGUUUUCGCCCGACCGCGACACGACUUUCGAGAUCUACCACAUGAUCCCGAUCAAACUCCAACUAUAGAUAGAUACACGAUAUACAGACUUCCUUGAUGC